AUGUUCAUUCGAUUGGGAAAUAUCAGCCUUUUCCUCUUUGUCUUCCUCGUCUUGCUGGGAGCUUCACAGGCUCGCUUUGGCAUGUAUGAGCCCCUUUUCAUUGAUAAAAACAGUGAAAAUAUCGAGCUAGUUCCUCAAAUAUUUCCGGUGAAUGUCAAAAAUAAUGUCCUAAUCAAUGAGCAGGCAAAAUCGACAUACAUUGGUGACUUACAUGCUAAGCUUCUAGACAAAUACGGCACCAAAUUUAUAUGGAGGAUUGAUGUUUGUUUGUGUCUUUGUUUCUCUUUAUUGUUUACCGAUUUAGCUUUUAGGCUUUUCUUUUGCAUUGCAAGCAGAUGUUCAACACUUUUGAAGACAAAAUCACUCAAAUCGAAUCCAAGUCGUCCCCUUCUCCCACGAUGA
This is a messenger RNA of Eutrema salsugineum, 402 nucleotides long. RefSeq lists its product as uncharacterized. The transcript has a single exon. Bases 1 to 402 code for a protein of 133 amino acids. The record is from RefSeq and is a predicted model, not a curated record. NCBI's taxonomy places the organism in Eukaryota, Viridiplantae, Streptophyta, Magnoliopsida, Brassicales, Brassicaceae.